Messenger RNA from Ilex paraguariensis (yerba mate), 2449 nucleotides. NCBI's taxonomy places the organism in Eukaryota, Viridiplantae, Streptophyta, Magnoliopsida, Aquifoliales, Aquifoliaceae. The record is from the annotation of a GenBank genome assembly.
CUCUUCAAAGUACUUUUCUUCAUUUAGAUGCUAUCAAAUAAAUUAGUUUUAAUGCUUAUUGUAUGAUUCGCUUUUUGAAGUUAUGAACGAUUAGCUGUUGACUGUCUACCGUACUCAUUGUUUCACCCGGUCAUGAGUUACUGUAUGUAAACUUGGUUGUGUAUUUGGGCUUAAUGUUUGCCAGAUAUUGAGCUAAUAUUUCUUUUGCUGAUUUUAAAUGGGCUAGAAGUCUAGAUUGUCUUUUGAAUAAUGUGAAAAAAGGUAUGUUUAGAGGAUAAACUCAACUCAGAAGAGCCAUCUUUAUCGCAGUGAGAAACUAGACAUCACACGAAUACAAAUUUUCUCUUUUCAUUCUGUUUGGUCAAUUUCAAGAAUAGGUGACUGAAAGCAAUUGUUUCAUCCCCGUUACCCAUAUCACACUAUUCCUCAUCCGCAUCCUCAUCUUCCUCUUCUCAUCUCUCUCUCUCUCUCUCACCCUCCCCCCUUUUUAAUGCUUUUAGUAGACGUUUUUCCUGGGUAAGAUUUCAUCUCAUUGACAUCCAAGGGAGGUCCAAUGAAUAAUGUUCUCCUCUGAAAAAUAAUCAGACUCCUCUAAUCUAUCAGGCCCUUCUGUGAAAUUCUAUAACUUUUUGUGAUCACUAUUGAUUCAUGAGGCCUGACUCAUUGUAGUAUUAUUCACUGCCUUGAAUUUCGAUGGUCCUUUGUUGGAUCCAUUUGUGGAGCCUAAGAUCCUCUGUAAACCCAACAAAGAAAUUCUCCAAUUCUCAAGGGAGGACACUGGAUCAGAUUAUCUUAAGCAAAGUGGCUUGUUGCAGACAGCUGUUUAUCAACCCAACCCCUCGCAAAAUAAAACACUGGUGGCUUGAGAUCCAUUCGCUGUCCAGUGUUUAUAUUGUAUUUCUACUGAAAUUGUAUAUCUGCAUAUACUAUCAUGUGACAUUAGAGACCAUCAGUGGGUGAUGCCCUUCAAGUUUAAUAUCCUUAUCGUUACUACUGAAGAAGUGUAUGAAAGGUCCUUUAUUUAAUCUUUAUGGCAUCUUGGAUUGCACAAUUUUCAUCAAACCGUGCUUUUUAUUUCCCACUUGACUGUUAGCUUCUCCGUCAAUCUUAUUCCUUUCCAUUUCUAUACCAAACAAAGGAAUGAGGGGAAAAGAAUACGGCGUGUGGUAAGACUUAUUUAUUUAUCUGUUCAUUUAAUUGGGUAAAAUUAUUUUAGAUUGUUUUUGAGAUAUUCAGCAUGGACUGUGCUUGUUUGAUCAUUGACAUUGAACUGGAUUUGUUUAAUCAACGCAUUGUGUGUGCUAGGUGUUUGAAAUAAAAAAUGAUGCUAAAAUGAAGAGAACAAGGCAAAGACCACUACCUUCAGGGCGAGUUACUGUACCUCAUGCAGUCACCUGGGCAUCUUCUGUUGGUCUAGCAGGCACAGCUUUACUAGCAUGCGAGGCGAAUACAUUGGCAGCUGGGCUUGCAGCUUCUAAUCUUGUUCUCUAUGCAUUUGUAUACACUCCACUGAAGCAGAUACAUCCAAUAAAUACGUGGGUUGGGGCUAUUGUUGGUGCUAUUCCACCCCUUCUUGGGUGGGCUGCUGCUUCUGGCCAGGUUUCACUUAAUGGAAUGAUUCUCCCCGCUGCUCUAUAUUUUUGGCAAAUACCACAUUUCAUGGCCCUUGCAUACUUGUGCCGCCAAGAUUAUGCAGAUGGGGGGUUUAGGAUGUUUUCUCUCGCCGACACAUCUGGUCAGAGAACAGCCUCGGUGGCUUUGAGAAACUGCUUCUAUCUGCUUCCAUUGGGGUACCUGGCCUAUGAUUGGGGUCUAACUUCCGGAUGGUUUUGUCUUGAAUCAACCCUCCUGGCUCUUGCAAUCAGUGCAACAGCAUUGUCAUUUUAUUUGAACCGCACCACAAAGAAUGCCAGGAGAAUGUUCCAUGCCAGCCUUCUCUAUCUUCCUGUAUUUAUGUCUGGGCUUCUAUGUCAUCGUGUACGUGAGAGCCAGGAGUGCAUAGAAGUGGAAAGUUCACAGAGGAUUGUUGAGCUUUCUUCUUCCCUGGGAACUAUUCUACAUGAGACUGAAAAUGUCAGACAUCCGAAUAAGGUUAAACACACGUCUGUUGGUGCCCAAGCACGGCCACCUGUAGCAUAUGCCUCAGUUGCGCCAUUUCCUUUCUUGCCAGCCCCUGUGUAUGCUACCCCUUGAGGUUUGAGUUUUUAGUUAUGUAUCUGUUUUAGCUUGUUUAUUUUUUAAAUAAAGCAUGACAAGAGAAUAGGCAUUCCAUAACUUUUAUCGGGUUUUCAAGAGUUUUUGCAACUUUUUCAUUUUCUCCAGCUUCUGAUAUGUAUCGAGUAAUAUUUUGUUCCUGCUGUAAUAAGUAAAUGUUUUGUUCAUCGAUUUUCAUUUAUUUCGCUCGUAUUAAGUUGUAUGCUACCAGUCAAGGUACUUCAGUACUAUUCAA